Molecule: messenger RNA, 459 nt
Organism: Nymphaea colorata (pocket water lily)
Lineage: Eukaryota; Viridiplantae; Streptophyta; Magnoliopsida; Nymphaeales; Nymphaeaceae
Exons: 3
Coding region: 84-353 (89 amino acids)
Source: RefSeq, a predicted model, not a curated record
AUUCAUCCACAAAAUUGUCCCGCAAGUGAACGCUUUGUUUGGAAAGGGGGAAAGAGAGAGGAGAGAGAGGAAGGGCGAGGGACAUGGGGCAGGGAGUCGAUCAAUCUUGUGCGACAAAGAGAGAAAAUCUUCCUCCUAGUACCUUUGAUCCAAGCCGUUUGAUAAGUGUUAUGAGGAGGAAGGCCUUGAUAAAGGAUCUGGCUGCUGCAUACCAGGCCAAGUGUCUCACAUCAUGCCAACAGUUUCUGGAACUACAAAGAAAAUGGGAGGAGCCAAAUAGUGGGAACAAGACACUGGAAGAGAUGAGGAGAGAACUGAUGAGGCAGCCCAAACGUCUGAAAAAGACCUACUAGUGCAUUUGCAACUGGGAAUCUGAUAUAUCGGCAUACAUCCUUAUAUGUAUUAUGUGUACAUGUAUAUUGAAAAUAAAUUGUACCUUUCAUUUUGUGUGCCUAUUGU